Molecule: messenger RNA, 826 nt
Organism: Schistocerca nitens (vagrant locust)
Lineage: Eukaryota; Metazoa; Arthropoda; Insecta; Orthoptera; Acrididae
Exons: 4
Coding region: 17-577 (186 amino acids)
Molecular function (GO): serine-type endopeptidase inhibitor activity; protein binding
Source: RefSeq, a predicted model, not a curated record
AACGCCUCGCCUCGCCAUGGCAACGCCUGCGCUACCUGCUACUGCCGCAGCCUACGUGCUUGCAGCAGCGAUGCUACUGCCCCUGGUGUCGUCGUUACCGCAGCUGAGAGCAGACUCGCAAAUCGUGUUCAGCGCAGACGAUGACAGCAUCGGCCCCAGGUUCCUGGCUGGGGGCACGUCAGCUAACGAGGUGGGCCGCAGCACGCGCUACCCAGGUGGCUGGGGCAGGCCCCUUUUCAUCACGACAACGCCCAAGCCUGAGCAGCCGCGCCGCCAGACGCGGCCGCCCUACGUCGACUACGACGAGCUGUUCAUCUUCGAUCGGCCCUCCAUGCCCAUCGAGUACGUGCCGCGCACUACCAGCCCCGCCACCACCACCGGCAGUGGCUCCACGCGCGAGGACUGCAACUGCCCCACCACCAACGAGUACAACCCCGUCUGUGGCACAGACCACGUCACCUACUCCAACCCGGGGCACGUCUACUGUGCCAAGUACUGUGGCAAGAAUGUUGGGAUAUACCAUGUGGGUAUCUGCAUGAUGACGACUACAGAGCCACCAAGGAUUGUCCUCACAUAGCCACACCUCAGAUGAUGACCACACUCCUGUCAUUAUCACAAGUCAUAACCUCCAUAUUAUUCCAAGGAACGCUUCCAGCAUCUCAUCGCUAUUUAUUUAAAUGUUACAAUGCCAAAGAUAAUUUAUUGCGUGUGUUUGAGACAGAGCUUUAAAAACUGCACUGUGCAGUAGACUGACAUUUUGAUAUGUGUUCAAAAGAAAGUAAAGAAGUCCGUGAUGUUUUGCUGUUGUGUAAAUAAUAUAUUUAUU